AUGGUAGAUUCUGCGGAAGAAUGGUUUUACAGCCUUCCACAAGGAAGUAUUACAUCAUGGAAUGAUAUGCAGAAAGUGUUUUUAGAAAAGUACUUUCCCGCUUCCAAAGCAGCAACUAUUCGUAAAGCAAUAAGUGGAAUUGAGCAAAUUGUUGGUGAAACUCUUUACGAUUACUGGGAAAGGUACAAGAAGUUGCUGUCUAGACGUCCACACCACCAAAUAAAUGAGAAACUCAUAGUGCAGUACUUUUAUGAUGGAAUGCUUCAAUCAGAGAGAAAUAUCAUAGAUGCGGAUAGUGGUGGUGCGUUAACCAACAAAACCAUUGAUGGAGCCAUAAAACUUAUCGAGAAUAUGGCUGCAAACACGCAGCAAUUUAAUACAAGAGGCUCAUCGAUGGCUAGGAGGGUCAAUGAAGCUAGUUCUUCCUCACACUUAGAGGAUAGAAUGGGUAAUAUCGAGAAGAUGAUGCAACAAAUGGCAGCCGUGCUCAUUCCUUCUUAUGAAGAAGACGCAGAACAGGUGAACGCUAUGUUUCCAAAUCAGAGGCAUGGGUAUGAUCCCUACUCUAAUACUUAUAAUCCUAGUUGGAAAGAUCAACCUAAUUUCAGUUAUGCGAACAAGCAAGCUGCAGUUUCCAACCCAGUUUUCGGGCGACAAGGUGGUUUUCAACAACCACAAUUCCAGCAACAACAUCAAAAGCAAAGCCAAAGCUCUAAUUUAGAGGAGAUGAUCAAGGUUAUGAUGCAAGAAACAAAGGGUAUUUCCCAGAAACAAGAUACAAUAUUGCAAAAAAACCUACAAUAUCAACAAAAUAAUGAUGCUGAUGUCAAAGAUCUACAAUUCCAAAUGGGGAAAAUGGUGACCGACGCACCGAAACUUGAAUUGAAGCAGCUUCUAGACCACCUAAAAUACGCGUACUUGGGUGAUAAAUAA
This is a messenger RNA of Papaver somniferum (opium poppy), 933 nucleotides long. RefSeq lists its product as uncharacterized. The record is from RefSeq and is a predicted model, not a curated record. The transcript has 3 exons. Lineage: Eukaryota; Viridiplantae; Streptophyta; Magnoliopsida; Ranunculales; Papaveraceae. The coding region runs from base 1 to 933 and encodes 310 amino acids.